CUUCGGCCGGCUUGUGUCGCUAACUACUCAGCAGCGCCAUGGAGUACGCCCACUGGGUAGGUCGACUCCCGGGCAAGACUCUCAGGGCGGUCUGGAGUCCCGUCGACCACAUGAGGAACUACCUGCCCCACUGGAAGAUCCAGGAGCUAGACGGUGGGUUCUUCGAGCGGUUUGGUUCGUUGCUGAAGGAGCAGCAGACGAAUGCCGAGGCCGCAGAUGUUGCCGAGGACGACGUCGAAGAUGAAGUCGUCGAAGAGGAGAUCAAGAAGGAGACGCCCGCCAACUUACUGGCUGAGGCCGUGGGACUGAAUAUUGAGGAGCUGUACUCGGAGGUUCUGUACGAGGUUAUACACACAGUAGGCUGCAUGGCAGAGGCAGAGGAGCAUGAUGUUCUCUUCCAUUACUUGCAGAAAGCAUUUCGUCUGGACCCCGAGAAGCAUGAGCAACUACUACAGCAAGCCAAGGGUAAAGAGCCACCAAAUAUUCUGUUAAACGUUCAGAUUGUGGAGGCCAAAGAACUCAGACCGAAAGAUGCAAAUGGUCUAAGUGAUCCAUUCUGCACACUGUACCUGACAUCAGCUCCCACCCAUCGCUAUAAUACUUCUGUGAAGGAGCAGACACUCAGUCCCAUCUGGGAGGAGCACUUCUCACUGCCAGUUGACAGCCCCGGUGAAGACAUUCUCUGUCUAGAAGUUUGGGAUUUUGACCCUGCAGAGACAAUCAGAGAGAAGAUGACCAAGAUCACGGAUGUCAAGGGGGUAAAAGGCCUCCGGAAGCUAAUGAAGGAGAUUGCUGUCACAGCCUCUACAGGGAAGCAUGACAACGAACUCAUCGGCAAUGCCUUAAUUCAGCUAAAAAACAUUCCAGCCACUGGACAAAUCAUGUGGGUAAACCUGGAGAAGAAGACUAAAGUCCGUCGACAAGGGAUUGUCAAAUUAAAAAUUAGUUUUAGUUCAGAAAAGAAUUCUCAGGUAGCAACUCAAGAACAUCGACAUCUCCUGAGGAUAUUUGCGUUACACGAAAUUGAAUCAGCACAGUCAGAAGAGCCAAGUGAGUGGAAGGGAGAGUUCUCACCAGCUGCGGAGAAUGUCCUACAACAACACGUGGCACAGAGUGGGAUGACAUCUGUAGACGAGGCUCUCGCACAGUGGACGGAGUACGCAGCAGUAGGCCAGACACAUGCGGUCAGCAUGGAGACCUUCCACACCGUUUUGCAGAAAUUGACUCGACCCUUGGCCAACGGACUGUUCACUGAUGAGGAGAUCAAAUCAUUCUGGGAUGCAGCUAAGAAAAUUUUACCAUCAUGUUUCAAUGUAAUAAAAAAACUUCGAAAAUUGCCACCUGCUGAAAAGAGUACAGGAGCUUUACUAACAAAUACAUUAAGUAUACUGUCGACAUUGGUCAAACUGCAGCCUCCGGCAGGUACAGACCUUUUUCCCACUUCAGUAUAUGGCUGGCUCACACGAACACAUAACUGCAAUAUCAGCACAGCUGUAGAGGAUGCCAUCACGCAAGCUGCAAUCGACUGGUUCAUCCACAUCACUGAUCACAAUAAACCUGAAGACAAUUCAGAAAAGGCUGUUCUGAAGCAACAAAUCAAAAUCAUUCAGCUUGUCAGAACUGAUCUCCAAAAAGCCAUAGAGUUCCAUGAUAAACUAUUUAUCACACUGCUGCAGGUUCCUUAUGCAAAAACAUUGUACACAAUGUAUGAAUGCAAAGUUUGUGAGAUGACUGAACCCCUAGUCAAUGACAUAUGUGCCACUCUCAAGCCGUUACGGUAUAGUGGACGGCCAAGGCCUAAUGCUGCAAACCUAGAAGAUGAUCCCUUGGCCCUUGGUACCAGCCUUUUCGAACUCUACCUCGCCUUGCAGAGGUUUGCCAUACUAGGAACUGCUGUCUGCCCGACUGAAGCAGACAACUUCCAUAUCACCCAGUUUCACAGUUGGUUCCACCGCGGUGUGGCCCACUGGUUGGACAUUGCAGUGUACAAGGCCAUGCAUCGGAUAGAGCGUGCUGUAGAGCUGGAUGAACUCAUUCCCAUCGAUUCCACUGUCAAAUACUCCUCUUCUGCAGUGGAUACUCUACAUAUCUACUAUCAGAUCAAAACCUUUUGGCAGCAGCUAUCCUGGCCAGACGUGGAAGGAUCUUAUACGUUUGUCGCAAAAAUCAUGGAUGACAUCUGCAGGUGUUCUGUGCAUUACGCAGAUAUCAUGGCCCUCAAGGUGGACAAAAUGGGUGACACAGAGACAGUCUAUGAGAAGAAGUUUGAAGUGACCAAUGAGUGGUGCUUGGCAAUCAACAACAUAGACUAUGUGAGGCAGUCUAUACAACCUUUUGUGAAGGAGCUCGGGAUGGAAGACAUUAUCAAACGAUUGGCAGACUUCAGGAGCCCAUCUGCUGCGGAACACUGUAGGGACACUCUGCAACUGGUCAUGGACAACGCAGUCGAAACUGUCAAGAACAAGAUCCUUGAUCUCCUGGAGACUGUGGCAGAUAAGAUGAGUCCGUCUGUGAGGAGGUUCCUGAUGGAGGGGGCGGAGUUGGCGGACCAAGAGAACAACUAUGUAGACCGGUUGAUGCAGUACCUGGACGAGAACCUAACCAUCCUUAGCUCUCAGCUCAACCCCGACAACUUUGACCGUACUCUUACCAUCAUCUUUGACAAGCUCUCACGUAUCAUGUUUGAUCUUGUUGAAAAUGGACUUGAGAAAAGGAAACCUCCAAACUUCUUUGCAAACCUGCACAAAACACUGCAUGUACUGAUGGGAUUCUUUCAUCAAGGAGAGAAAGAAGGUUCCCAACACUUGCAGACUCAGGGAGAGAUGUUGCCACGGAUAGAACGAUUGUUGACUCUCCACGGGAUGGACACUACAGACUUAAUCAUGCAGGUGCACCAUGCCAGACUGCAGGAGCAGCGAGAUAUGGUGAGCGCAGCAAAUGGUCUACUGACAGUGAGGCUACAGUUUGUUCAUGAUACUUUGCGCAUUGAGGUCAUGAACGCCCGCAACCUCAAGCCCAUGGACUCAAAUGGUUCUUGUGAUCCCUAUAUAAAAAUCCACCUGUUGCCUGAGGACAUGUUUGUAGACAUUCCAAGGCCACGCACAAAAACGCAGAAGAGGAACUUGUUCCCUCUUUUUGAUGAGACAUUCUCAAUCCAAUUGUCUCGAGAGCAGCGGCAGUCAAAGGAUGCGAUGUUGCUGUUCAUGGUGAAGGAUCAAGACUACUUCGGUAUGAGCAGUCAGUUCCUGGGAGAGGCGUACUAUCCCUUCCUGGAGAUUCCAGCUACUACUAUGGAGACCAACAUACAGGAAAUGCAACAGAUUCAUUUGAAACUGAGCAAACCAACUGAUUUUGACUGUGAUGCAAUGAAAGCUUUAGAUCAUCGACAAGGCGAGAAGCUAGCUCGAGAGUUCAUCAAGAGACAGAAGUCUAAGCAUGAACACUCACAAUCGUUCACAUAAUUUGUUUUAUAAUCUUCAGAUCUGUCUGAGUGUUAUGUAUUUGUGUAUUUUGUAUAUUUGUAACGUUCCUGUUGUAAUAUAUUGGAGAACUCAUUGUAUAAUAGGUUAAGAAACCGUUAAAUAUAUUAUAAUAAUUUAUUUUCAGUA
This is a messenger RNA of Homalodisca vitripennis (glassy-winged sharpshooter), 3608 nucleotides long. It is a transcript of the gene stac, whose product is annotated as protein unc-13 homolog 4B. Bases 39 to 3461 code for a protein of 1140 amino acids. Lineage: Eukaryota; Metazoa; Arthropoda; Insecta; Hemiptera; Cicadellidae. The transcript has 24 exons. The record is from RefSeq and is a predicted model, not a curated record.